AAAUAGCCUUAUAAAAUGGUGUCCACGAGCAAUUUCGGAACAUUCAACAAAAUGAAGGCAGUCUGGCUAUUAUUCUGCCUUGGGCUGGCCCGCGGGUCCAUCUUCCGUCGGCACUAUCUCCCUCAAAUGGAGAGGUUCGCCCAGCGACUGGACUCGGUGGAGACCCCACGGGAAAACCCACAGUUGGUCAGGCACAGCAUCGUCUACGACCCCACCCCGGCGGCCUCCGGCAUCCAGCAAAACUUGGAGGAAAUCAGACGCGUCAACGCUGACUACUACUCCCCCAACCAGCUGUAUAACAAGAAACACAUGAACAGGAAACUAUCCAAACCCCUUCAAGAUUUCAACGAAGACUUGGAAAAUUACGCUGAGGGAGAAUACUACCAAAUCCCCCAGUAUGCUGACCAGGAGCGCGUCUUCACCGUCAACAAGAGGCUAUCAAGACCGACCCAGGCUGCCAUAUCUAAUGACCAAGAUUUGGAACAAUUCAGACUAGUCAAGGGCGUGUACUAUGCCAUUCCGCGGUACGGAGAUGAGAAACAGUCUUUCUCUCUCCUGAAGAAGAACACUGAACGCACGGAGACUUAUGGAGAUGUUGCUGAUUGGAGAGGAAUCAAAUACGCCGUGGGACCCAACUCCAAAGUCCUCAAGAAGGACAUCGAAAGUAUCUUCUACGAGGCACAGAAAUCCAUGAAGCACCCCAGCGAGGAAACUAAGGAGAAAUACCACGAAAUGUACGAGUCUGUAUCCGCGGAGAACAUUGAAGACGCAAGACUGAACGCUACUCAGCUGUUGAACAAAUACCAGUACCCUGUUGAAGAGCACGUAGUGAGGACAGACGAUGGAUAUUUCCUAACCUUGUUCCGCAUCUCAAAGCAGACAGAGAAAGAUACUACUGAUGAAGUGGUCCAGAAGCCAGUCGUACUGCUAAUGCACAGUAUGCUCGGAAGCGCCGAUGACUGGCUCCUCAUGGGCCCAGGUCAGUCCCUCGCCUACCUCCUAGCCGAUCAGGGCUACGAUGUAUGGCUCGGCAACGCCCGCGGUAACAGAUAUACCCGUCACCACGUCAACCAUCAUGCCGCUAAGGCUGAUUUCUGGCGGUACAGCAAUGACGACAUCGCCCUUCACGACCUUCCUGCCAUGAUCGAUUACGCCCUGAAGACGACUGGCCAGCGCAAGCUGUUCUACGUCGGCUACGACCUGGGUACCACUGCCUUCUUCGCCUUGGCUUCCACUCGCCCAGAGUACAACAACAAGGUUGCCAUGAUGUACGCCCUUUCCCCCAUGGCGUACAUGAGCCACGUCCGCAGCCCGCUGGUCAAGAUGAUCGCUCCCGACAGUCCAUUCUACAAUAACCUCAAGCAGUACCUGAAGGACGGCGAAUUCAAACCCAGCAAGGAGUUGGUUUACACGAUGGGCGGUGAGAUGUUGGAGAACGAGAUCGGAUGCAAGAAGAUAGCUUCGAACGUGAACUUCGUGAUGUCCGGCAUGAACGUGGAUAACAUGGACGUGAAAUCGAUCCGCGUGAUCAUGGGUCACCUUCCAGCGGGCGGUUCCACGCGGCAGGUGCGCCAGUACGGACAGGCGGUCGCGACCCACGAGUUCAGGAUGUACGACUACGGCUCAGAGAUCAACCAGGAGGUGUACGGGGACCGUGUGCCGCCCGUCUAUGACGUCACGAAGAUCCGCACCCCGGUGGCGCUGUACUUCAGCGAGCACGACUGGUUGGCGCACCCCAAGGACGUCCUCAGACUGAAGGAGCAGCUCCCCAACGUAACGGAAUACUACCAGGUGCCCGAGGAGUACUUCAGCCACAUGGACUUCCUCUACUCGCAGAAGGCCCCCGUAGUUGUCUACAAGAAUCUCAUUAACUCCAUCAAUAACAAUAUCCAUAAGAAUUAAUGUGUAUAGGAUUAUUAGUAUUAAAAAACCUCAUAUACUUAGCAUUCAUUAUUUAUCGUUGUUAAUAGGUCAUUGACGCAUAAUAAAUCCGUCCGAUUUUUUUACAUUAAAUAA
This is a messenger RNA of Plodia interpunctella (Indianmeal moth), 2016 nucleotides long. Its product is annotated as lipase 3. The transcript has a single exon. Lineage: Eukaryota; Metazoa; Arthropoda; Insecta; Lepidoptera; Pyralidae. The record is from RefSeq and is a predicted model, not a curated record. Bases 16 to 1902 code for a protein of 628 amino acids. Gene Ontology annotation, biological process: lipid metabolic process.